UGUCCGCACCGCCCGGGCCACUUUCCCUUUCGUUCCCGCGGCGCCCUCCGACCCGCGGGGUGCGGCUGCCGGGAGAAGAGGGGGGGUGGGUGAGCCGCCAGGGGCCCGCGGGCCGAUCGGCGGGGCCCCCCAGCCCCGAGCACCAUGCUGGACCCUUCUUCCAGCGAAGAGGAGUCGGACGAGGGCUUGGAAGAGGAGAGCCGCGAUGUGCUGGUGGCGCCCGGCGGUGCCCAGCGAGCGCAGCCGGCCCCGGCUCGGGAAGGGCGGCGGGACGCGCCGGGGCGCUCGGGCGGCGGCGGUGGCGGCGGCGGCGGUGGCGGCGGCGGCGGCGCCGCGGCCAGACCCGUGAGCCCCAGCCCCUCGGUGCUCAGCGAGGGCAGGGACGAGUCCGAGCGGCAGCUGCACGAGGAGCAGGAGCGGAGGAUCCGCCUGCAGCUGUACGUGUUCGUGGUGAGGUGCAUCGCGUACCCCUUCAACGCCAAGCAGCCCACCGACAUGGCCCGGAGGCAGCAGAAGCUUAACAAACAACAAUUGCAGUUACUGAAAGAACGGUUCCAGGCCUUCCUCAGUGGGGAAACCCAAAUCAUAGCUGAUGAAGCAUUUUGCAAUGCUGUUCGGAGUUACUAUGAGGUUUUUCUGAAGAGCGACCGAGUGGCGAGAAUGGUUCAAAGUGGAGGGUGUUCUGCUAAUGACUUCAGAGAAGUGUUUAAGAAAAAUAUAGAAAAACGGGUGCGAAGUUUGCCAGAAAUAGAUGGCUUGAGCAAAGAGACAGUGUUGAGCUCCUGGAUAGCCAAAUAUGAUGCCAUCUACCGGGGGGAAGAAGACUUGUGCAAACAGCCAAACAGAAUGACCCUGAGCGCCGUGUCUGAACUUAUUCUGAGCAAGGAACAACUCUAUGAAAUGUUCCAGCAGAUACUAGGCAUUAAAAAACUAGAACAUCAGCUUCUUUACAAUGCGUGUCAGCUUGACAAUGCAGAUGAACAAGCAGCCCAGAUCAGAAGGGAGCUUGAUGGUCGGCUACAGUUGGCAGAAAAGAUGGCAAAGGAAAGAAGAUUCCCCAGAUUUAUAGCAAAAGAAAUGGAGAGUAUGUACAUAGAAGAGCUGCGAUCUUCAGUGAAUUUGCUAAUGGCCAACUUAGAAAGUCUUCCAGUUUCAAAAGGUGGUCCAGAAUUUAAGCUACAAAAAUUAAAACGUUCACAGAAUUCCGCAUUUUUGGACCUAGGGGACGAGAAUGAGAUUCAACUGUCAAAGUCUGAUGUGGUCCUGUCAUUCACCUUGGAGAUUGUCAUAAUGGAAGUUCAAGGUUUGAGGUCAGUGGCUCCUAAUCGCAUUGUUUACUGUACAAUGGAAGUGGAAGGAGGAGAGAAGCUGCAGACAGACCAGGCUGAAGCCUCAAGGCCACAAUGGGGAACCCAAGGAGAUUUCACCACCACCCAUCCUCGGCCUGUGGUGAAAGUGAAGCUCUUCACAGAAAGCACCGGUGUUCUGGCUCUAGAGGAUAAAGAGCUGGGCAGGGUAAUACUAAACCCAACUUCCAAUAGCUCCAAGACAGCUGAAUUACACCAAAUGAUUGUGCCCAAAAAUAGUCAAGACAAUGACUUAAAAAUCAAACUGGCAGUCCGAAUGGAUAAACCACCACAUAUGAAACAUAGUGGAUAUCUCUAUGCCCUUGGGCAGAAGGUUUGGAAAAGAUGGAAAAAACGUUACUUUGUUCUUGUCCAGGUGAGCCAGUACACUUUUGCUAUGUGCAGCUAUAGAGAAAAGAAGUCUGAACCGCAAGAAUUAAUGCAGCUUGAAGGCUACACUGUGGAUUACACAGAUCCCCACUCAGGUCUUCAAGGAGGUCAGAUGUUUUUCAAUGCUGUUAAAGAAGGAGAUACUGUAGUAUUUGCCACUGAUGAUGAACAGGACAGAAUAUUAUGGGUUCAAGCCAUGUAUCGUGCCACAGGUCAAUCUUAUAAACCAGUUCCUGCAGUCCAAACCCAGAAGCUAAAUCCUAAAGGAGGAACUCUCCAUGCAGAUGCUCAGCUUUAUGCAGACCGUUUUCAGAAACAUGGUAUGGAUGAGUUUAUUUCUGCUAGUCCUUGCAAGCUUGACCACGCCUUCCUUUUUAGAAUACUCCAGAGACAGACAUUGGAUCACAGACUGAAUGAUUCCUACUCUUGUUUGGGUUGGUUUAGCCCUGGCCAGGUCUUUGUCCUAGAUGAGUAUUGUGCCCGCUACGGUGUGAGAGGUUGUCACAGACAUCUCUGCUACCUUACUGAGCUGAUGGAACAUUCAGAAAACGGUGCUGUCAUUGACCCAACCCUGCUCCAUUACAGCUUUGCAUUCUGUGCCUCUCAUGUGCACGGCAACAGGCCUGAUGGAAUUGGAACUGUUUCUGUGGAAGAAAAAGAAAGAUUUGAAGAGAUAAAAGAGAGACUUUCCUCCCUUCUAGAAAAUCAGAUAAGCCACUUCAGAUACUGUUUUCCCUUUGGACGUCCUGAAGGUGCUCUAAAAGCUACACUUUCCUUGCUUGAAAGGGUUUUAAUGAAAGAUAUUGCCACUCCCAUACCAGCAGAAGAGGUGAAAAAAGUGGUCAGAAAAUGUCUCGAGAAAGCUGCCUUGAUCAAUUACACUAGACUCACAGAAUAUGCCAAAAUAGAAGGCCCAGCAGACAAGGAAUCAGAGACCAUGAACCAGGCGACUCCUGCCAGGAAGCUGGAAGAGGUUCUUCAUCUAGCCGAGCUCUGCAUAGAAGUCUUACAGCAGAAUGAGGAGCAUCAUGCGGAGGCAUUUGCCUGGUGGCCUGACUUACUGGCUGAACAUGCAGAGACGUUUUGGGCUUUAUUCACAGUAGAUAUGGAUACCGCGCUGGAGGCUCAACCACAAGACUCCUGGGAUAGUUUUCCUCUUUUCCAGCUACUUAAUAAUUUCCUCAGAAAUGACAUGCUUUUGUGUAAUGGGAAAUUUCACAAACACUUGCAAGAGAUCUUUGUGCCCUUGGUGGUCCGCUACGUUGACCUCAUGGAGUCCUCCAUCGCCCAGUCAAUUCACAGAGGUUUUGAGCAAGAGACAUGGCAGCCUGUCAACAAUGGCUCAACAACAUCUGAAGACCUGUUUUGGAAACUGGAUGCCCUGCAAAUGUUUGUCUUUGAUCUGCAUUGGCCCGAACAAGAAUUUGCCCACCACUUAGAGCAAAGGCUUAAACUAAUGGCCAGUGAUAUGAUAGAAGCCUGUGUCAAAAGAACAAGAACUGCAUUUGAACUCAAGCUGCAGAAGGCAAACAAAACAACUGACUUGCGCAUUCCUGCUUCUGUGUGUACCAUGUUUAAUGUAUUAGUGGAUGCCAAAAAGCAAAGCAGCAAGCUCUGUGCACUGGAUGGAGGGCAGGAGUUUGGUAGUCAAUGGCAACAAUACCAUUCGAAAAUAGACGACUUGAUUGACAACACCGUUAAAGAAAUCAUUUCAAUGCUAGUUUCAAAGUUCGUUUCAGUGUUGGAAGGGGUGUUGUCUAAGCUAUCACGGUAUGAUGAAGGCACUUUCUUCUCGUCCAUUCUGUCAUUCACUGUGAAGGCAGCUGCAAAGUAUGUUGAUGUUCCUAAACCAGGAAUGGACCUGGCAGACACCUAUAUCAUGUUCGUUCGGCAGAACCAGGAUAUUCUUCGAGAGAAGGUCAAUGAAGAAAUGUACAUAGAAAAGCUGUUCGAUCAAUGGUACAGCAAUUCCAUGAAAGUCAUUUGCGUGUGGUUGGCUGAUAGACUAGACCUCCAGCUUCAUAUUUACCAGCUGAAGACGCUCAUCAAGAUUGUGAAGAAAACCUACAGAGAUUUCCGAUUGCAAGGUGUGCUAGAAGGAACACUGAACAGUAAGACAUAUGAUACUCUGCACAGACGUUUAACAGUGGAGGAGGCCACAGCCUCUGUCUCAGAAGGAGGAGGACUUCAGGGCAUUACUAUGAAAGACAGUGAUGAAGAAGAAGAAGGCUGAUUACACACAGCUCUGGAAAAGGAAGAAGGACCUUCAAUAUAUCGUUUUGUGUACCUUGUCAUUGUAAUUAUACUUAACUGUCUUAGCCAAAA
Molecule: messenger RNA, 4061 nt
Organism: Dipodomys spectabilis (banner-tailed kangaroo rat)
Lineage: Eukaryota; Metazoa; Chordata; Mammalia; Rodentia; Heteromyidae
Gene: Cadps2
Product: calcium dependent secretion activator 2
Exons: 29
Coding region: 145-3969 (1274 amino acids)
Biological process (GO): synaptic vesicle exocytosis; dense core granule exocytosis; positive regulation of exocytosis
Cellular component (GO): glutamatergic synapse
Source: RefSeq, a predicted model, not a curated record